Messenger RNA from Haliotis rubra (blacklip abalone), 3753 nucleotides. RefSeq names its product receptor-type tyrosine-protein phosphatase epsilon-like. Gene Ontology annotation, molecular function: protein tyrosine phosphatase activity. The transcript is spliced from 16 exons. The record is from RefSeq and is a predicted model, not a curated record. Lineage: Eukaryota; Metazoa; Mollusca; Gastropoda; Lepetellida; Haliotidae. The coding region runs from base 222 to 1736 and encodes 504 amino acids. Gene Ontology annotation, biological process: protein dephosphorylation.
AUACGACUGUUCACAAGAAAUCAGCUAGAAGUGGUACACAAGAGUUUGGUCUGAAGCGUGAGGUCCCCCGGGAGACUCAAGAGGAGGACAAUAAUGUCAUUGUCCUGCCUGUACAGGUUGAGGACACACCAGAUGUCCCUGGCAGGAACUACUACAAUACUGGCAAUGCUGGACACCGCCAAGUGAUUCCCUUGACACAGCCUCAGACAAUAGAUGAGCAAAUGAAAUCAACAGUAGAAGAAUUUUAUCGACUACCGGAGGGUUUCGUCCAUUCCUAUAGCGAAUCCCAACAUCCUAGAAACAAAGGGAAAAACAGGUUCAAAGGAUAUUACCCAUAUGACUACAACCGCGUGGUGUUGCACGACGGCAGUGAGAGCACAAGAGGAGACUACAUCAACGCCAGCUACAUUGACGGUUAUAAAGCAGAGAAACGUUACAUUGCAGCACAAGGUCCCUACAGACCAGAAGUCGUGGUGGAUUUCUGGAGGAUGAUCUACAAGGAGCAUUGUGCAACAGUUGUCAUGUUGACGGAGCUUGUUGAGACAGGGAAGAUGAAGUGUCUUCAGUACUGGCCUAAGCAAGGCUCCCUCCAAUUUGGUGACAUUACAGUUACCAUGGAGACAGAAGCAGGCCUCGCAAACUACAAAAUCACCAAACUGUCCCUUCAGAAUGAAAAGGAAGCCAAGGUUCGACAUCUCAACCACUUUCAAUUCACGGGCUGGCCGGAUAAUGACGCACCAGACACUUCCGCCUUUCUGGAGUUUAUGUGGAGAGUCAAGGGCAGUUCCGGCGGGCUAGAACACCCGAUCGUUAUUCAUUGCAGUGCUGGUGUUGGACGGACCGGGACGUAUAUCGCUAUAGAGAGUCUAGUGGAACAGGUAGCGGUAGAAAGCAAAGCUGACGUCGUCAGCUUCAUCUCCAGCAUGAGAGGCCAAAGGAAGAACAUGAUACGGACCAAGGAGCAGUACAUGUUCCUGCACCAGGUCGUGGACAUGGCGGUGUCAGAAGGGGACACCUCAUUGGACUCGGACAUGAUCAUACAGACUGAUCUCAGUCACGUGUCUGAGGUUACCAUGGGCAACAAGAAUGUACAGCAACACCUUGAGGUAUUGGAAAAAGAAAGUGAAGAAGGGUUUAAAAGAGAUCCAGUUACCACAUUAUCAUCACACAAAUCCAAGAAUGGUUUCGUCGUUUUGUCGAGUCAAGACAAGGAGGAAGAGUGGAGUCAAGUGUAUAAAAGUGAUUCCCGCAUUUUGAUCACUUGGGCUGCAGACAAACCGGUGUACCUUCCCUCAAACGACAGUCCCAUCACAACAGCAAGGAUUGAAGCGUGUAUGCGCGGUUCUACAGUAAUACCUGAUGAUGUUCUCCUCAACACCGUUGAACUUACAGCAGAGGAUGCUGAUGGCUCAGCUCUCAUUCAACACUAUCACUUGACCGGAAGUAUACGUAACCAAAGUGUGAAUCUGCUGAUUGACAGUUUACUGACACGGUUGAAUGACCAACAGCAAUGCUCUUGUACAGUGGUUUCUCACUCAGUGGGUGAGGCCCGUCUCCUGAUCCUUCUGAUGAACAUCGCCAGCAGACUGAUGGACGACGGCCGGGUGGACGUCAUCAGAAACAUGAGACGUCUGCAAUCAAGUCUCGGUGGACCCCCUUUCGGGGAGGAGGAUGUCUGCCUAUGUCUGGAGUUCGCCCAGCGACGACUGGAAUCUUCAGUUUCUGUCAACGUAUAAAAACAUCAUCACCUUGAAUAGAUGUUUAAUUUCAACAUAGCUUAUAUGCUUUUUACUGAACAUUGAGCUAAGUUUUACAUGAUAAAUGUUAAUUGUUGUAAAGUUCCAAAUUAUAUGAAUGCCAUUCUUCAAUGGCAAAGCAUGGAGUUAAACUGAAAGUAGUGGUUUGGGUUGCAUCAGUUCAGUUUGUGAAGUUGGUUGUUGAUUUAAAGUUAAAAAAUGAACUUAUCGGCUUUAGGGUGUCUCUGUAUGAACUCCGAAAUCGAAGUACUGCACACACAUCUCUCUCUCUCUCUCUCCUCUCUCUCACUCUCUCUCUCUCUCUCUCUCUCUCUCUCUCUCUCUUAAUGUCUCUCUCUCUCACCACGUGGCUAAUAUCUAAGGAAGGUAACCUAUGUAACAAAUAUACUUAUGAUUAUGAUUUUCAUAUACUCCUAUACUAUGAACAACUUAACAUUUAAACCAAUUUUUGUGUGUUAUGAUUGACAUUCUUGAUGUGGACACCUAUGUUUCCUUUGAGUGAUAAAACCACACACACAUCUGCUUGCAUAAGUGAAAUAAUCAUGAAUGAGAAGUAAAACGUUACAUUCAGCUCACCUUCUAAUUGACAAUAUCCUUAAAACUAAGCAGAACAUCGCCUAUCCUCAGCGAUAAGCCUGUAAAAUGCUUUAAGGCCCGGUGACGAAGUUUAUUCUGAUUUCUAUGUUCAAACGUUCAGCAUGGCUUCAUCUUAUCUGCGUAGCUAUCUUUGCAUAGUACAUACGAAACAGAAUUAAUAUUCAUGUGUAAUUUAUCUUUAGUUUCCUUUUAAAUAACUUUACGCUUGUACGCAUAGACAUAAACAAGAUAUUGACGGUGAAGUGCUUUGCCACACUCUAGAUCUUUAUGGGACAAAGAGUGGUGAGGUAACCAGUAGCUUUUGUGUAAUGUCAAAGUGUAGAGCUACGUACCAGGAAGCUAUCGAUGCUGCUCUUUGAUCGUUUCUACGACACUUAAAAUAUUGAUUUACGACUGUCGCUUAGUGGAAUGAAGUUUUGCUCCUUAGAAGUAUAUUAUCACUUCUGGUCAUCAGUAAUCUUUAUUCCAUUUUCACUUUAAAAACCUAUCAUGGACAAAUGACCACUGUUGUAGAUAAAAUCGUCACAUACCUUAUUGCUAUUACCACUGUUUGCGUUUUUAAACAGUGCCACUGUAAAUAUUUUUAAAUUGCUAUUGAUCUGUAAACCUAGUUAAUUUAAUAUCGCAACUGCUAAUUGUUUAACAUUUUGUGGUUGUGGUUUGGUUUAAAAAUGAAUGUCUUUGCAAAGAGAUAUCUGCUUUCACUUAAUAUUUCGAUUCUGUGAAAUUGAGACACACGUAUACUUCAACAACAACAUUGUCAAAGGUUAGCUUUGAUCGUCAUUGUACACAUUUAGAGUGGCCUCCCUUUAACCUCGACGAGGUUUCGUGAGCCAGAGGAUCUUCGGAAUGUGUUAAUAUUGUCUUGUAUAGAUAAACGUUUACGAAAAUAUGUUUCUGAAGGUAACUGAAAGCCAAAAGAAUACACAAAUGUAUAAACUGGUUUGGUUUGAGAGCAAAGUUUACCUAUAUAUGAAAUAAGCAGCCAUAUGCAUUCAAACUGGAGUCUUGUAUUCAUAUUUCAUCGGUAAUAACUUAGACAUUUGACAUUCACGUGAGGUUUUGAUGCAAUGCUACACUCGUCCUUCAUAUAUUUCAUUGUGUAGGUUAGAAACGGUACCGUACUAUAACAGGCCGUGUAGCAUACCACCAAAUCCAGCCACAUUUAACCAAUACAUCAGAAACUACUGAUCUCUCAUACAAUGACAAAUCAGACAAAUCAGUCGAAAUAAGAAUUAUUUCACUGAGGGAGGAACUUCUUAAAAAGAUGCCUACUGACACCAUUAUCAAUUCAAACAAUACAAGUAUGGUGACCUACAAUGUACCUCCAGUUGCUGGUGAUCUCAAGUCCGUUUUUAUAUAUUGUAUUCUUCAUAAAAUAUGUUUAAUUUUACAGUUA